Phoenix dactylifera (date palm) is the source of this 1948-nucleotide messenger RNA. RefSeq names its product Outward rectifying potassium channel protein (gene KCO1). Gene Ontology annotation, biological process: stabilization of membrane potential; potassium ion transmembrane transport. Gene Ontology annotation, molecular function: potassium ion leak channel activity; outward rectifier potassium channel activity; calcium ion binding. NCBI's taxonomy places the organism in Eukaryota, Viridiplantae, Streptophyta, Magnoliopsida, Arecales, Arecaceae. The record is from RefSeq and is a predicted model, not a curated record. Gene Ontology annotation, cellular component: plant-type vacuole membrane; plasma membrane.
CUAGAACGUUCCAGAAUUUUGUCACGGUCACGGUCACGGUCAGAAUCUCAUUAUUGUUUUCUAUAACAAACUCCCCACUCCCCUAGUUCGCAGGGUCAAAAGGCUUGCAAACCCGCGGAGCUCGGGCGCACCUCUGAAACCCCAAAUUUCCGUUCCUACCUACUCUGAUGCUAAAGAGACCGUUUGUUUCUCCGAGAUCCAACCGGUGAUUCUGAUGUGGAGAUCCGAUUCCGUGAGAGAAACGUUGUCGGCAGAGAAUUCGAUAUUUUUCCAAAUUGCCGAAAAGUCUAUAAUUCAUUGAGUUUUCUAGGAGGGCUGUGGCAAGAAAAAUAAAAGUCAAGGUACUAUAAGUGCUUAGGGGCUGUUUGGAUGCUUUACAUCCACUGUUCAUGGGACAUCUUAACAUCCUCCAGAAAGUAAGAAGGAACGUAGGAAGGACAGGAGAGAAAAUCAUUGACGAAUGGCGCGCUAACAUCCUGCAAUUCUGAAAUUUCACUAAGAGCAAACUCAUUCUCGGGGGUGAGUUCAUUUAUCCCUAAAUUCAGGUUUCUGGACGUGAGUGAUCAUAUCCUAGGCACUAGCUAAUGGCAAAUGAUUUUGCAAAUCAGCCCUUGCUCCCAGCAUUACAGGAACCUCCCCAUCAACCGCUGAAAAAUGACACAGCAAAGAAGAAAAGAUUCCGUCGUUGUAGAACUACUCCUGGAGACUUCACACCAGAGUCAAUCAAACAUGGUGCCUCGUUUUCAGAUUUGAAGUUCAGUUUCAGUAAUUUCCGUCCAAGCUUUAAACAGGUAUCUUUAUUCUUGGUCAUCUACUUGGGAGCAGGUGUUGUUUGCUUCUAUCUUGUGAAGGAUCAGAUCAAGGGUGAGACAACCAAUGGCAUUCUUGAUGCCUUAUAUUUCUGUAUUGUUACUAUGACCACAGUUGGCUAUGGUGACCUUGUUCCCGACAGUGUCACUACAAAACUUCUUGCUUGCGCUUUUGUGUUUACUGGCAUGGCAAUUGGUGCACUCCUCUUAAGUAGAGCAGCUGAUUACCUUGUUGAGAAGCAAGAAGUAUUGAUUAUUAAAGCACUACACAUGCAUCGUAAGGUUGGUCAGGCACAUACAUUAAAGGAGAUUGAGUCAAACAGAGUGAAGUACAAGUUUUAUACAACUACGUUGCUUCUUACAGUUCUCAUACUUAUGGGAACUAUCUUUCUGUUGAAGGUCGAGAAGCUAAACCUUGUUGAUGCCUUCUAUUGUGUCUGUUCCACUAUCACAACAUUGGGUUAUGGGGAUAAGAGUUUCUCAACUAAAGGGGGGCGUGUUUUUGCUGUGUUCUGGAUAAUGACUAGUACAAUUUGUUUAGCUCAGUUCUUUCUCUACCUUGCCGAGUUAAACACAGAGAGUAGACAGAAACUGCUUGCAAAAUGGGUGCUUACACGGAGAAUGACAUUCAUGGAUCUUGAAGCGGCAGAUCUGGAUGAUGAUGGAGCUGUGGGUGCUGCUGAGUUCAUAAUAUAUAAGCUCAAAGAAAUGGGGAAGAUAACCCAAGAGGAUAUAGCACUUGUGAUGGAGGAGUUUGAGGAACUUGAUGUUGAUCAAUCAGGUACAAUAUCAAACUCCGAUCUGAUAAUCGCUCAAUCCUCUAGGUGAAAAGUUUCCAUGAAUGUCUUUGACUGAUAAUACUAUUUCUGCUGUUUGGAGUAUAACUGCUUCAUGGUUGCACACGAAGCUGUAUCACAACUGAUUUUGUGAAUUUUGUCAUCCCUGUGGAUGUAACUUGAGUUUCUUUUGUAGUUUAUGAAUCUUACAAUUAAUUUGGCCAGUUGCAAGUGCCAGUUUUUCUGCCUCUUUGUCUACAUACACGAUGAGUUGUGAGUUUUGCCAUCCCUGUAAUGUAUCUUGAGUUUUAUCAUGUAAUUUACAUAGCUUAUGACCAAUCUGACUGGUUACAAGUUAAAUUA